Messenger RNA from Daldinia vernicosa, 789 nucleotides. RefSeq names its product POZ domain-containing protein. Gene Ontology annotation, cellular component: cytoplasm. Bases 1 to 789 code for a protein of 262 amino acids. The transcript has 4 exons. NCBI's taxonomy places the organism in Eukaryota, Fungi, Ascomycota, Sordariomycetes, Xylariales, Hypoxylaceae. The record is from RefSeq and is a predicted model, not a curated record. Gene Ontology annotation, molecular function: ubiquitin protein ligase binding. Gene Ontology annotation, biological process: regulation of proteolysis; proteasome-mediated ubiquitin-dependent protein catabolic process.
AUGCCAAUCAAAAUUCAAGACGAGUACCUAUCAUCUAAGGAUAUGCUCUCCAAGUCCGGCGAAGACCUGUUAAAGUCUGGGAUGUUUUCAGAUGUGAUAGUUAAGUGCGGAGACCGCGUCUGGAAACUGCAUAAAAUUAUUAUCUGCCCAAGAUGCCCUUACUUUAACAUGGCGUUCAAUGGCCAUUUCAAGGAAGCUACCACGGGGGAAAUCACCCUUCAGGACCAGGUCCCCGACGAUAUAGAUCAGAUUAUUCGUUAUCUAUACACUGGAGAAGUUUCGCAGCUAGUCAGAUCCCGUCCUUCCGACUAUUUUAAACUAGCAGAUUUCUUUCAAAUCCGCAGUUUAGUGAGAGAGAUCAUAUCAAUAAUUGAUCUUAAGCUGGAUGGUAUGGCAACACGUUUAGAGGAGUCAAUUCGACCGGGCACGGAUCUAGAAGCGGUGUUCACUUGUGAGGAAAUAAAGUAUUUAUUCCGAGCGAUCGAGACUUCAUAUGCCACAGAUUCGUCCUCAUAUGCACCGCUUCGGGAUUUGGUGAAAGACUUCAUAGUCAAGAGCGCAUAUAGAAUCACCCAGUACGACCGAUUUUUAAAGACCUUGGAAAGCAUUCCAAUGCUGGCUGUGGACAUCUGGAAGCUUCUCCAGGAUAAAUCAACAUCAAUCGUUAGCAAUCGUUCGGGAUGCUGGAAGUGUGGGCACAAAACAAAUGAGCUGGUGGGAAAUCGUCAUGGUCCUGUACUCAUAUGCAGACUUCAGGCUCUGUGCAAAGGCUGCAAAAAUUCUUACUAA